Molecule: messenger RNA, 1803 nt
Organism: Aphidius gifuensis
Lineage: Eukaryota; Metazoa; Arthropoda; Insecta; Hymenoptera; Braconidae
Product: fatty-acid amide hydrolase 2-A-like
Exons: 11
Coding region: 93-1661 (522 amino acids)
Source: RefSeq, a predicted model, not a curated record
UCCAGUUUGAGUAAAUAAGUGAAUCAUUUGGAUUUAUUAUCAAAGUGAAAAUAUUUUGUUAAUAUUAUUUUCAAUUUAAAUUUUCAAUCAAAAUGGAGAUUGCAUUACGUUUAGCUUCCUGGAUACUUUACACAUUGCUAAAAAUAUCAACACCAAUAUUUUGGAUAUUAAAUUGGAUUGAACCACCAAAAAUACCAGCAUCAAAUGAUCCAAUUCUCACGCAGAGUGCAGCUCAACUUGCUGAAAAAAUACGAAAUCGUCAGAUAACAAGUGAAUCUGUUGUUAAAUCAUUUAUCAAAAGAAUAAAACAAGUUAAUCCAUUGAUAAAUGCAGUUGUUGAUGAACGUUUUGAUGCAGCAUUAAAUGAGGCUAAAAAUUGUGAUAAAAUAUUAGAAACAGGUGAAUUAAGUGUUGAUGAAAUUGCAAAAAAUAAACCACUAUUUGGUGUUCCAUUUACUGUAAAAGAAAGCUGUGGUCUCAAAGGUAUGAGUUUUACUGGAUGUUCAGCAGUUAGAUAUGGAAUCAAAGCUAGUGAUGAUAGUUUUAUUGUUGAAAAAAUGAAAAAAGCUGGUGCAAUUGCACUUUGUGUUACAAAUACACCAGAAAUGUGUUCAGGUUUUGAAUCAACAAAUUUAAUUUAUGGAACAACUAAAAAUCCAUAUGAUGGAAGAUACUCUGCUGGUGGUUCUUCCGGUGGCGAGGGUGCACUAAUUGGUGCAGGAGCAUCACUAAUUGGAAUUGGUUCUGAUGUCGCCGGAUCUAUCAGAGUUCCAGCAUUAUUCAAUGGAGUUUUUGGUCACAAGCCAACACCUGGGAUAAUAUCUAUCAAAGGACACUAUCCAAUGUCGACAAAUUCAAUUUUUCAAAAAUUUUUAGUUCUUGGACCAAUGACAAGAUACGCUAAAGAUUUACAUUUAUCAAUGAAAAUAAUGACAUCAGAAUGCAAUGAAAAUUUAAUGCUAGAUGAUAAAAUUGAUUUUUCAAAUUUAAAAAUUUAUGUUGUUCCUGAGUGUGGUCGUGGUUUUGGAAUUAUUCCGACACAUAAAAAUAUUCAAAAUGUACUCAAUCGAGCUGCAGAUUAUUUAAAAAAAAAAGGAUCCAAAGUUUCUUAUCCAAUUAUUGAAAAUUUAGAUGAAGCUUCGGAAAUUGCACUCACCGAAUUUUUUGGUAUGCCUGAUGUUCCACCAAUAUUACUCAAACCAAAAAACUCUGAUGAUGAUGUGAAUUCAGGUUUAGAAUUUUUAAAAUCAUUAGUUGGUGCAUCACAAUAUUCAAAGUCAGCAAUUUUCAUGAGCAUCGUAAGAGACUUGAAUGGUUUAAUCAGAAUCUCAAAGGCAUCAAUGUACACAAAAAAAGGACAACGUUUGAAGGAAAAUUUAAAAAAAUUAUUGGGAAAUGAUGGAGUUUUAUUUUGUCCAACAUUUACCCAUUCAGCACCGUUAAUUGGUCAAACGGUAUUUUUAACAACAUCAGCAAUUUAUUGCAUGCUUUGCAAUUGUAUUGGUUUUCCCUCGACUCAUGUACCAAUGGGUCUUGAUGACAAUGGAAUGCCUAUUGGAUUUCAGGUAAUUGCUGCACCAAAUAAAGAUCGACUUUGUCUCGCUGUAGCUAUUGAGUUGGAAAAAGGAUUUGGUGGUUGGGUACCUCCUUCAACAAGUUAAUCGAAGUCUUAUCCUCUUUUAAAAAAUAAGUCUUCACUUGGCAAUGGAGUAUUCAAUUGAUAAAUAAAUAAAAUUAUCAAACAAAUAAAAUUUAAAUGUGAAAUUUUAUAUUUUUUAUUGCAGAUAAACAUGAUUUUUUAAU